UUCCUGUCCUCAUUCCGAACAUUCUUAGCAUCGCUCGCGCCGCGCCUCGCCGCCCGAGCCGAGCCGAGCCUCUGCAGCCGCCGCCGCGGCCCCGCCGCCCGCCGCGGGCGCCCACCAAGCACUUUGCAGACUCGCUUCCACCUUGUGGGUCAGUCUGCGCGGCGGGGCCCGGGCCCGGGGCGGCCGCGUCCGGGGACAGGCCAUGCAGUGAAGCCCCCCCACCCUGUCCACCUUUGCCCGGAGCCGCGGGCAGCAGCCCAGUGCGCCCAGCCGUCCCCCGGGCAGGAGCGGUGCUAAGUAGGGGUGGGGUAGCCCAGCUUGGGGACCAGGAGUCAGGGAGGGAGCCGGGCACCCAGCUGAGGGCGGGGGAAGCGGCGCCGAAGUUUGCCUUGGACUCACCGGGCGCUGCGGCGGCUCCAUUCGCUAGGUUUAUUUUCUUGAAAAGGCUCCAGGCCUCGGCUUGGAAAAUCCAACCGCCAAAAUUGAGCCCAGCAGCUGGAGCGGCAGCGAGAGCCCUGCCGAAAACAUGGAAAGGAUGAGUGACUCUGCAGAUAAGCCCAUUGACAAUGAUGCUGAAGGGGUCUGGAGUCCUGACAUUGAGCAGAGCUUUCAGGAAGCCUUGGCUAUCUAUCCACCCUGUGGAAGGAGGAAAAUCAUCUUAUCAGACGAAGGCAAGAUGUAUGGUAGGAAUGAAUUGAUAGCCAGAUACAUCAAACUCAGGACAGGGAAGACGAGGACCAGAAAACAGGUGUCUAGUCAUAUACAGGUCUUAGCAAGAAAGAAAGUUCGAGAAAUUCAAGCCGCCAUUAAGGUGUCUAGUCACAUUCAGGUUCUUGCCAGAAGGAAAUCUCGUGAUUUUCAUUCCAAGCUAAAGGUGACAAGCAUGGAUCAGACUGCAAAGGAUAAGGCCCUUCAGCACAUGGCCGCCAUGUCGUCAGCCCAGAUCGUCUCGGCCACUGCCAUUCACAACAAGCUGGGGCUGCCUGGGAUUCCACGCCCCACCUUCCCAGGGGCACCGGGGUUCUGGCCGGGAAUGAUACAAACAGGGCAGCCAGGAUCCUCACAAGACGUCAAGCCUUUUGUUCAGCAGGCGUACCCCAUCCAGCCAGCGGUCACAGCCCCCAUUCCAGGAUUUGAGCCUGCGUCAGCCCCAGCUCCCUCAGUCCCUGCCUGGCAGGGUCGCUCCAUUGGCACAACCAAACUUCGCCUGGUGGAAUUCUCCGCUUUCCUCGAACAGCAGCGAGACCCAGACUCGUACAACAAACACCUCUUCGUGCACAUUGGGCAUGCCAACCAUUCUUACAGUGACCCAUUGCUCGAAUCAGUGGACAUUCGUCAGAUUUAUGACAAAUUUCCUGAAAAGAAAGGUGGCUUAAAGGAACUGUUUGGAAAGGGCCCUCAAAAUGCCUUCUUCCUCGUAAAAUUCUGGGCCGAUUUAAACUGCAAUAUUCAAGACGAUGCCGGGGCUUUUUAUGGUGUAACCAGUCAGUAUGAGAGUUCUGAAAAUAUGACAGUCACCUGUUCCACCAAAGUUUGCUCCUUUGGGAAGCAAGUAGUAGAAAAAGUAGAGACGGAGUAUGCAAGGUUUGAGAAUGGCCGAUUUGUAUACCGAAUAAACCGCUCCCCGAUGUGUGAAUAUAUGAUCAACUUCAUCCACAAGCUCAAACACUUACCAGAGAAAUAUAUGAUGAAUAGCGUUUUGGAAAACUUCACAAUUUUAUUGGUGGUAACAAACAGGGAUACACAAGAAACUCUCCUCUGCAUGGCCUGUGUAUUUGAAGUUUCAAAUAGUGAACAUGGAGCACAACAUCAUAUCUACAGGCUUGUAAAGGACUGAACAUGGUUAUUUAUAUAUAUAGAUACCUGUAUAUACACACACACCUAUGCGCGCACACACACACACUCUCCACUAUCAAACGACUGACUGUAAACCUCACCAUGCAGGGGUGGUGCCUGGCCCUGAGGUCACCUGACUUUUCUAAAUCCUGUUUGAGUGAAGUCAUUUUUUCAUGUGUUCAUACGAUCAUCAUAGCUGUGAAGUUCUGGUACAGUUGUAAAAAGAGAAAUCGAGUUGUUGCUAUGUGUUCCUCAGAUCUGCAGCCCACAAUUCCUUGGGAAAGGUGAACCUUAACCCAUGUCUCUGUCUACAGAGACCUGUUCCUAAUUGUGGUAGAAAAUACUCAGACAGAGCAUUUGCCAUGGGACAUUUACAGCCUUUAUACAAAUGUAUUUAGUUCUUUUUUUUCCAACAUAAAAUUCUUGUUUUAAGAUACAAGUAAAAUUAAUCUUUAAAUAUAAAUGUAAAUUAGUACACAAAACUAAGAAUCUUUAGACUUAUCUUUGUAACUAAUUAGGGUGGAAGUUAUGAAAGAAUGUAAUUCACUAAAUUAUUUUUUAAAUGAAACUUUUCUUUCUUUUUGAAACCAAAUGUUAAAAUAUAGCCUUAAGAAAUGCUUGGUAGAAGUAUCCUAAUGAGACAAAUUUGUACUUUUUUCACAAGGUUAAAACUAAUCUCCUAAUCCAUUAAACUCUUGAACAGGUAUUACAAAGGAAGAAAACUUCACCCCUUAUCCUUAACAUAUAUAGUAUAUUUAAAAAUAUAAAAGUGUAUUGUACUAAUGUGAUAAUUGAUUAUUUAAUGAAAAAGAAAAGAUGGCUCUUUUUGCAAUAAGUAGAUAAAUACUGAAAAUCUAAACUUACAAUGUUUAUAGUCUUGUGUGUGCAGUUAUAUUUUAUAUGGACAACCAAAUUUUUUUAUUAAGAUGAGUAAAUAUUUGAACCACUGAAAUUUAAUAACAAAAAAUUAAAAUUGGCAUGAAUACUGCACUGUGAGCUGCAAAAUAUAGAAAACCCUGUGGCUGGGAGAAAAUUUCGUCAACCAGACAAGUAAAAGGCUCAUCAGUCUUAGCAUCUCUGCUCCCCAGAAACUGGCAAGCAUCCUCACCAGCCUGUGGAUAAAGUGUUUAUUUCUGGUGAUCCAAUAUGCAUGUUAAUUAACCUGCUAUAACUAUGUAUGUAUGUGUUUGUGUAUACAUAUACACAUAUACAUAUAUGGUUAUUGAACAUAUUUAUUGAACAGCUAGUUAGUGUCACUAAGUUUGCUAGGUGCUGAUUAUCUCUGUAUACUUCAAUCUGUUUCUAUUUUCUUGUCAUCUCUCAAUAAGUCACAGUACUUAUUUGACUGAGGUUUAAGAGACCCAGCUAUCUAUCUCUGACCUUUCAAACAGGCUCAUUUGGGAGGCUCUCUUCCCAAGAAAGAUUGAACUUUCCAACCCAAAUGUUCCAAAGCCUGGCCCGGGCAGAUUUUGUUUCAUGGAGCCACGUAACAUGUCUUAGGUUCCUUCCAUAGCACUUCAUCGGGAAAUACUCACGAGGACACACCUCCAACUUCCCAGAAGAAAGUGACAUUUUUAUAAUUACUGGAAACAUGUUAACACAAUAGAAUGUGAAAUAAGUUGUGUAAAAUGUGACAUAUCAAAAUCUUUUCAUCAAGCCAGAAAAUAAAAACUUCGUUCUCGCACACCCAGGUAACAUCUAUCCCCGCUUUCUUGUCUCACUGUCUGCUCUGACCUCGCCUGGCUAUUGGUUCGUGUCUGGUGGUCAUGAGCAUGAGGGUGUGAUGGGCUCGUGGCAAGCAGAACACUGGACCAAGCCUGGCCUCUUCCAGCCUCGUACCGCUGGUCACGGGAAGACCAGAGAAGAAAGUACAAUACUUUCUCCAUUUGGAGUGUAUAUCCCUUAAGUAAAUCAGUAGGAAGGUUGUCCAUCUUCCUUCUGUCAGGAGACUACCUUCUGUUCCCUGGUACCAGGUGAGCCCUUGAAGGAUUGCCCCAGCUGUCUGCUCUUCCAUAGGGUCUUCAGCCCAAGCAUUUAAGCUUCUUGUGUUGGUCACCCCUCUUAGAGAUGUUGCUUUUGCUCCUAUCUCUUGCAUCUUUCCUCAAGGGACUGUGCCCCCCCCCCCUCCAGGAGCAGCACCCUAGAACUGGAGGCGUGCAAAUGAUUUAUGUGGCUCAAAGCCAAAGCUACUCCAUAACUCCAGGGGGAGAGGUAUCUGGUUCACGCUCCCACCCAGGAAUGGGUCUCUUCUGUGCUGCCAGAAGAGCUCUUGGGAUUUACUUUUCAAAGCACAAACAGACUGAGACCCAAGAAGGCCCGGUGGAGGGUGAGGGUCGUUCUGUUGGUUGCAGAGAAGGGUCUGGCCUGGUCUGCUGACUCCCAGAGUCGGGCCGGGCCCUAACGCUGCCAGCGCCCUCUUCUGGACCCUUUUGUAGUUGUCUGGGGGGGUUUACGUGAACUACCCUGAGGAUUACUUUUUGCUCUUAAAUCUUUUUGCUUACUUCUUUUGCUCUAAGACCUUUUAAAGUUACUUCUUGUCUUAUUCUUUCAAGUUUCCUCCAAAACAGGUAUUUUCCCUGUUGUAUCCACUGGUCCAGUAACCCAAACUCUUGGUCCUCUCUCCAUCUCUCCUGAAUUAGACCCAGCGUGGCAUUUGUUUAACAUCUAACCCAUGUCUUUCUGUGGUGUUGCAUCCUUUAUGGCAGAGUCUUCUCCCUUUGUCUGUGAAGCUUCGUAAGUUAAAGAAGACACCCCGAAGCUCUGCCCUCACCGCUCUCCCCCAGGUGCCGUAUCCCCUGGUAACUCGCCACCACCAGGGUGGAUUCAGGGACAUCGUGUGCUUUUGCUGGAGAGUCUGGAGGCCAACUUUUCACUCCCCACACAGGGAGUAGCUGAAAAACUGGGUUCUGGUCUGUUGGCAUUCUUUUUCCACCUUAGCAAGAGACCUGCAAUAAAGUCAGGUCUUCUUCCAGAACACGUCCCAGAAUUCCAGAAAGCCCAAAGUGCCCACGGCCGAUGUCGGCCUCGGCACCGUUGACACUUCGGCCCCAGGUGAUUCUUCGUGGCGGGGGCUGUCCUGUGCGUUGCAGGAGGUCUGGCAGCAUCCUUGGCCUCUGCCCACUGGACACCAGCAGCACUCUUCCUUCCGUUGUCGCAACCCCAAGUGUCUUCAGACAUCACCAAAGGCGCCGGGGCACAAGAUCUGCCCUAGUUGAGAACCACUGCCCUAGAUCACGCAGGUCACAAAUACUGUAUCUGAGAGUUUCUUUUUCCUUCCAUUUCACCCGCAGACAGCAUCUCUCCUUGUGUCAGUCAUCAAGUGACAUUACACAAGUGACGCUGUGUCCAUAUUUCUUCCUGUUUCAGAACUUCUCUUUCAUGAUAGAGUCUCUCUUGCCACAAGUAUCCUUUCAUUCAUGCCUGGAGAAGUCGGGAACAGCUGGUCACCACCAUCCCUAUGAUCAGCUCACUCCUAUUUAAAGAGCAUUUUUAAUUUCAUCUUCAAUCCUUAGUUCACUGGGUUAAAAAAAAAAUACAUGCACAGUUAUUUCCAAUAUCUGUCAUAAGCUCAUGGGUCUCAUUAUCAAACCUUUAAUCAUUUCAGUAAAUUUCCUCUGGUCUUCUACUUUUCUGCCUUACACUCAGUGCUGUUUAUAUUUAUGGGAAGCCUCUGGAACAUGUCUUUUCAUCUUUAGGGAGGGAGGAGAGAGGGAUCAGUUCCAGAAGAGGGCUAAUAGAAUUUUUUUCUUUAUUGACCUAAAAGAGAGCACAGUCUACUCUCCUUCAUUUUGUAGGUGAUAAAAUUGAGGCUCAGAGGGGAGAUGACUUGCCCAAAGUCACCCAGCUUGGCUAGUGACGGAAUGAGGGUGAGUCUCUAGCACUCCUGCCACUUAACCUUUGGCCUCUCCCAGUGGAGGUUGUUCCCCUUCGGUGCUCAUGCCAAAACGACCCUACAGACGUGUGGACGGUGUCAGCUCACGAGAAAGGGAGAUGGAGAGCCGGCCAGCCUUGUCUGGCCCGAGCUGUUGGGAGCGCCCACAAGCAGAUGUGAAAACUGAUGAGCCUUUUCGCUCCCCCUGAGGACAGUUCACCUGCCACAGGCUCUGAGUCCAAGUUCUAAUAGGUAGGUGUCCCGGCAGCAAAGUCCCACACUCAGACCAGCCAAAAAACAGGCCCCGUUCCAAGAACUUGGUGUUACAAAUCCCCAGAUAGCUUUUAAACCCAAGUCUCUAGGUUUCAGUACUGUAGUGGCUUUAGCAGUUUGUUUGUUGUGUUGUUUUUUUUUUCUUUUUUUUGUAUAACAGUAAAUUAUUUAAAUCAUGAGACUACAGUCAAUUUUACAAACCAGGUACAUAUAAUUUGUAUGAUUUUGUAUAUGCUCUGGUACACUACACCUGUCCUAACGAAGGGUAAAACGAAUUUUGUUCGUUGGCGUUCACACCUGUGACAUUAAGGGGAUACGUCUGCAUUGCUCGUUUCUUUAUGUUGCUGUUUCUGUGGCAAAGCCCUGCACAUGUCAUUUCUGAAAAGCCUUAAAUCUUUGAAAUGUUGCGUGUAGGGUAUGCAGUGCAAAAGGCUGCCUCGGAACUGUGAGCCCUUUUGUAAGCUGGAAGCAUUUCUCUUACUACUGUUACUUUUUUAGGAAGUUUUAAACUUAGAGCUGCCAAAGCGUUCCAGUAAGCAGUGCCUUAGUGAUACCUUAGUCGUGCCGCCAGCCUUUUCUUACACCUGUUCUCAAUGCCCAUUUACUAAUUGGCCCGAUAUUUAACACGGAACAAGCAAAAAUUGUUUUCAUUUUGUUUAGGAAGCCCACUUUUCUCCAGUUCUACAAGAAACUGACUGCCUGGUCUAAAAUCUGAAACCAAACGUAUAUCAGUUCUUUGGCCAGACUCUCAAAUGUAUAUACCAAACAGAAGGUUUUGCAACUUCAUAGUUCACUAUGAAAAAGCAAAUUGUACUUUUCAUGUUGCCUUUUAAAUUCACGACCAAAUACUUAGCUAUUUGUGAAUCUUCUGCACUCUAGCAUGAAAGUGCCUUUGGUUUGAGAUUCCAGCUUAGAAAAGUGCUGCCAUAAUAAUGAUAAUUUGUAGAGAGACCAAAAAUAUUUUGAGAUCACCGCAAUGCCUUUGGUUUACCGGGAUGAGUAACCAGCCACAGGCCUCGGUUUGCGAGCGCCCGACAUGGACCCCGCCUGCGGUGAGUCUGUCCGCUGUGGGGGGGUCCCCGCCACCACUCGCCAGGAGCACACCGCCGCCGCUGGAGGGACCCGAGGAACUGUUGUGCUUGUGUGUGCCGAUGACCCAGCGUGUCAUCUCCGCUUGCCACCCGGCCCUGCACGCACACGGACAGCAGACUCUUGGCCAGUGGACAGAUCGGCCCUCCUCCUGGUGUCCGAGUUCAGUCUCUGUGGAGGCUUUCUUUCCCAGUCAGGUGACCGUGCGCACUUACCUGGUUCACACAGUGACACCAUGUUGAAAGUUGGAAGCCUCAAACUGAGAUGACAGUGCAGAACAAAAAUGAGUUAGGGUCAUGACAAUUGAAGUGUUCUUCUUAGGGCGAAAAUGGGGACUCUGAGUGUCUUGUAUGACUGUGCUAUGAGAAACUUCCAAAGAGCACCAUUCACAAUUCGGCAUUUUCAAAGAAUGUUCCAGCCCUCAAGAGGGCAGUUCUGUAAAGUCCUUGUUGGCUUUUAUCAAAACCUUGUAUAAAUUGGGAACGUGGAUAGAGGUAAGGAAGAGAAGUGAGAAGGACAAGAAGGCAAAAACACCAGCCAAACAAGCCAAGGAAAAGAGAUUUUUCUUUACCAGUAUAGACUUAAAAAUGACAUCAGACACCUUUCAAAGUUAGCCUCUGAACUCUCUGACGCGUAUGUUCCGUCUGUCUCCUACCUGGUGUCUUUACAAAUAUCCUCUCUGGGCUCUGAAAUUUCAGGAGCGCUUUCUGUCUACACCAAGUUGUGACUAUUUAUGGGAAUUUCUACAGGAAAAAAAAAAUCAAAUAAAAAGGAAAAUUACUUCAUGCAAGUUAUAGUUAGCUGCUUGAAUUCAGCCCCUCCCUUCAGUGUACUUUACCACAACUUGGAAGAAAUUCAUCAAAUACUUGUUUCUUUUUCUCUUUUCAGCUGUUACUGUGCUUUGUUUGGCAAUAGUUUCCUUUCAGAAACUCAUUGCUUAGACUGUUAAGAAUGAAGGUUUUGUGUUUGAAAUGUAUUGUAUCGCAAAGGAUAGUUUCACCGAAGUCGUGCACCAUUCAAUAAGAGGAAAUAUUUGUAUUUAUUGUCCCGCUUCUUUAGCCGUAACUUGUUUUAUUCUCUGAAUUUGCAUUGAGUCAGUCAUAUGCCACACUACACUUUAGUAUUUGAAAUGGCAUUUAUGUUCCCCACUUGCUCAUCAUUUAGUGGGGUCAGAUUCCAGCAGACUACCUGUCAGGUGGACUGUCUUUUGCCUGGCUUCCGUCAUGAGAUUGUUUCUCCUUCCCCCUUUCUUUAAGAGAAGCUGACAGAAUCUAGGCGUAAAUCAAUUGGAAACGAGUCUCUGAUUCUCUUUCCUUUUUUCACAUCAGUCAUUUUAUGUGAUUAGUUUCACUGUGUAAAUUAGAUAUUAACUGCACUUCUUUAAAAAAAAAAUCUCCCUGUUACCUCCUUGAUUCACUUCUAUAGGCCUUUUUUCAAUAGGCUUAUGACUGCAGAUAAAGGAAAAAAAAAGUAAAAACAAAAACAGUACGUGCCUGAAAAACGACAAAAAAAAUUUUGUAACAUUGAAAAAAAAACCUGAAUAGCCUUUAAUUCUUUAAUAUGCUUAAACGUUACGUAAAUUGGUUUUUUGCCACGUGUGUUUGUUCACAUUCUAAAUGACUUAAUGGGAUUCUCACAGUCUGUGUCUCCAUGUCACGUGUAUAAAAUGGGCUUGUGACGUGAGCGUUUCAUCUGGUCAGUGGUCCCUUUGAUGUUGUACUGCUGCCGGGAGUGGGCUGUGGAGCCUGCCUCCGGGCCAUACGGCUUCUUGGGUAGGUUGGAGAGAUUGGGGGUGGGGGGGGCAGAUUCUCACACACAUUUUUCUUAACCUGUUUGCAGAAACUCAAAAGGCAUUUGGUUAAACCUCUUGGCAGUACAGUAUUCUUGUAUUUGUUAACGUCUGUGUUUAGGUACUGGUACCUUUUUGUUUAAAAAUGUUCUAAGUGUUGGCUUUAAAGUGAAUUUAUCUUUAGUAUGAUAGUUAUAUGAAAAUUAUAGGGUUUGUGUGCAGAGAAUUUUUUUAUAAAGUGCUUUGUAAAAAAAAAAAAAUGUAUUCUAGCUUUCGCGGUACAUAUGUGUGAUAACUUUAAUAUCCAUGACAGUUAAGUGCAAUUAUUUCAUCACUCUAAAAAUGCUAUUUUUGUGUCAGUUCCUGCAGGUGUUUUCAUGUCUUUGCAAAGUGACACAUUUUGAUGCCUUCUUGAUAAAGUGGUAGACAUUUUGUAGCUUUCUAGAAACUUUGUAUUCAUACGGUAUCAAUGAAAAAUAAAGAAAAUGAAAGUGUGGGUCACCUUUUUUAUCU
Messenger RNA from Pteronotus mesoamericanus, 9371 nucleotides. It is a transcript of the gene TEAD1, whose product is annotated as TEA domain transcription factor 1. The transcript is spliced from 14 exons. Gene Ontology annotation, biological process: hippo signaling; regulation of transcription by RNA polymerase II; embryonic organ development. NCBI's taxonomy places the organism in Eukaryota, Metazoa, Chordata, Mammalia, Chiroptera, Mormoopidae. Gene Ontology annotation, cellular component: transcription regulator complex. Gene Ontology annotation, molecular function: DNA-binding transcription factor activity, RNA polymerase II-specific; RNA polymerase II cis-regulatory region sequence-specific DNA binding. The record is from RefSeq and is a predicted model, not a curated record. The coding region runs from base 527 to 1837 and encodes 436 amino acids.